Talaromyces proteolyticus is the source of this 1320-nucleotide messenger RNA. Its product is annotated as pyridoxal phosphate-dependent transferase. Lineage: Eukaryota; Fungi; Ascomycota; Eurotiomycetes; Eurotiales; Trichocomaceae. Gene Ontology annotation, cellular component: mitochondrion. The record is from RefSeq and is a predicted model, not a curated record. Gene Ontology annotation, molecular function: pyridoxal phosphate binding; transaminase activity. The transcript has a single exon. The coding region runs from base 1 to 1320 and encodes 439 amino acids.
AUGGCCACAGAAGAACAAGCUAUGUUUUUUGCUAAGGCAGACAAAUAUCUGAUGCGAACAGGGGUUCCUUUUUCUCCCACAAUCAUCGUAAAGGCCAAAGGGAUUCGACUCUUCGAUGUCAACAAUAGGCAGAUCCUUGACUUCACGUCUGGUCAAAUGAGUUCUCUGCUGGGUCAUUCUCACCCCGAAAUCAUCGAAGUGGUUCGAAAGUACGUUGCGGAGCUUGAUCAUCUCCUAAGUAAUAUGAUCACUCAUCCCGUCGUGGACUUGGCCGAACGCCUAUCUCGUUUUCUUCCUCUGCCUCUAGAGAAAUCUUUCUUCCUUAAUACCGGUUCCGAGUCAACCGAAGCGGCCAUCAAAAUCGCUAAAUUAUACACCGGAAGAUUCGAAAUUGUCGCCUUCGCUGCCAGUUACCAUGGCCUGACCCAAGGCUCAGGCUCUGCAACGUAUUCAGCUGGAAGAAGGAACGGUGGCCCAUGUAUACCAGGCCAGCUUGCGUUUCCAGCGCCGUACGGCUAUCGAUCCCCUUUCCGUAAGCCCGAUGGUUCCUACGACUGGGAAGCAGAAAUGGAUUUUGGCUGGUCUAUGAUUGACUGCCAAAGCGUUGGAUCUCUGGCUGCUUUCAUCAUGGAGCCCAUCCUUUCCACCGGAGGUAUCCUUGAGCCACCUCAUGGGUAUCUUCAGCGCAUGAGCAUUGAGUGUAAGAAGCGUGGGAUGCUUAUCAUUAUGGAUGAAGCUCAAACCGGAGUAGGCCGCACUGGCCGAAUGUUUGCUUUUGAACACGGCAAUAUUGUACCCGAUAUCCUUGCACUAUCGAAAACCCUUGGAUGUGGCCUUCCCUUGGCUUCAGUUAGUACUACCGCGGAGAUUGAGCGUGGUUGUAAAGAAGCAGGGUUUUUGUGGCUUACCACUCAUUUGAAUGAUCCUCUCACUGCUGCAGUGGGCAAUAAAGUUUUGGAAAUCGUGGAGCGGGAUAAUAUCUGUGAGGCAGCAGCUGAGCAUGGUGCGCAGCUGAGGGAAGGUCUACUUAGGCUUCAGAAGAAGUAUUGGUGUAUUGGGGACGUCCGCGGCCGUGGAUUACUACAAGGUAUUGAAAUUAUAUCAGACGCUAAGAGUAAAGCUCCUGGUAUAGAGUUGGGUCAGGCUGUCUGUGACAGGGCUUUAACCUGCGGCCUUUCUUGUAACGUUGUCAAUCUUCCUGGAAUGGGUGGUGUAUUUCGUCUGGCGCCGCCUGUUACCGUAUCUGCCGAGGAGAUUGAGGAGGGUCUUGAGAUUUUAGAUAAAUCUUUUGACUUUGUACUUCAACAAAAGCUGCACUGA